ACAAAAUUGAGAAUAAAGGAAAGAAAAGAAAAGAAGAAAAUUGUGAAUAAACAACGGAACGAAAGGCGCUGGACGCAACAGGGUUAAUAAGGGGCCAUGGCGCCAACUUCAACGACGUUUCUCGAGUGGAAGUCAUCCGUUGCGCCUCGGCAAUAUCCUGUAAAGAGAAGCAUCUCCUCUUCUGUUCGUACAAGUAACGGCUCUGCUUCGAUUAAUCAGUGCGAGCGGUGUAUCAAACCGGAGCGGAGGCAAAGAGAUCCGUUCUAGUGUGAAUUCCAAUGGCUACUAGUGUAGCUGCUGGAAGCGGAAACCUGCACUUUAAGGAGAUUGUCUGCAGGGUACAAGGGUGCAGAAACACUUCUCGGGUCUCUUCUUUAGCCUUUCAGAGAUUUGUACAGAAGGAGCUCUCGUGGUCUUAUGGGUUGUCCAAGCUCUUGCACAUCCAGAGGCAUAACAGGCUCGCUUCUUAUAUUCAUGGGAAUUCUAAGCCUCUUAGAACAGUCGCCUCAUCUUGCCUGGGAGAUGGUUCCACCAAGUAUUUUGAUUUUGCUGUCAUAGGUAGUGGGGUUGCUGGCCUUCGCUAUGCUCUUGAAGUUGCAAAGUGUGGAACUGUUGCAGUGAUUACCAAGGCUGAGCCCCAUGAAAGCAACACAAACUAUGCCCAGGGUGGUGUCAGUGCUGUGUUGUGCCCUUCCGAUUCAGUGGAGAAUCACAUGCGAGACACAAUUGUAGCAGGUGCUUACCUAUGUGAUGAGGAGACAGUUCGAGUUGUGUGUACUGAAGGGCCUGACAGAAUUCGAGAAUUGAUUACCAUGGGUGCAUCAUUUGAUCAUGGCGAGGAUGGAAACUUGCAUCUAGCUAGGGAAGGGGGCCACUCACAUUGCAGGAUUGUUCACGCUGCCGAUAUGACAGGGAGGGAAAUCGAGAGGGCACUUCUGGAAGCAGUUGACAAUGAUCCUAAUAUAUUCAUGUUUGAGCACCACUUUGCAAUAGAUUUGCUGACUUCUCAGGAUGGUGCAGAGACGGUUUGUCAUGGUGUUGACACUUUAAAUACUGAAACUCAAGAGGUGGUACGGUUCAUUUCAAAAGUGACCUUGCUUGCAUCAGGCGGGGCUGGACAUAUCUAUCCAACAACAACAAAUCCUCCGGUAGCCACUGGUGAUGGAAUGGCGAUGGCCCAUCGAGCUCAAGCUGUAAUUUCCAAUAUGGAAUUUGUUCAGUUUCACCCCACUGCUUUAGCAGAUGAAGGCCUUCCAAUCAAACCAUCCAAGACCCGGGAGAAUGCUUUUUUGAUCACUGAAGCUGUCCGAGGCGAUGGAGGUAUCCUCUACAAUUUAGGCAUGGAAAGAUUCAUGCCCCUGUAUGAUAAGAGGGCAGAGCUUGCUCCUAGGGAUGUGGUGGCUAGAAGUAUCGAUGACCAACUCAAGAAGCGCAACGAAAAGUAUGUCCUACUCGAUAUCAGCCAUAAGCCUAGAGAAAAAAUUCUCUCUCACUUCCCCAACAUAGCUGCCGAGUGCCUCCAGUAUGGCCUGGAUAUAUCCCGUGAACCAAUUCCAGUGGUUCCUGCUGCUCAUUACAUGUGCGGUGGAGUUCGUGCAGGCCUCCAGGGGGAGAUAAAUGUGCGUGGUUUAUAUGUGGCCGGUGAAGUUGCUUGUACCGGUUUGCAUGGAGCUAACCGGCUUGCCAGCAAUUCAUUACUUGAAGCGCUGGUGUUUGCUCGACGAGCUGUCCAGCCUUCCAUAGAUCACAUGAAGAGCUCUAAGAUGGACCAUGAUGCUUCAGAUGAGUGGGCUCGGCCAGUCGUGCCCAUCUCACUUGGAAGAGAUGUGCUGAGCAAAAUCGUGAAGAGAACGAGGGAAGUGAGGAAGGAACUGCAAUCAAUCAUGUGGAAGUACGUUGGAAUUGUUCGGUCAACGACAAGGCUAGAGACUGCAGAGCGGAGGAUCGGGGAGUUGGAGCUGAGUUGGGAGGCUUGCUUGUUUCAGCAAGGGUGGGAGCCGACUAUGGUGGGACUUGAGGCAUGUGAAAUGAGGAACCUCUUUUGCUGUGCAAAGCUUGUGGUAAGUAGUGCCCUUGCGAGGCACGAAAGCCGUGGCCUUCACUACACUACUGAUUUCCCCGACCUGGAGGAAAGCGAGAGGCUUCCAACGAUUAUCUUCCCCUGUUCGCCUGGGGGAAGCACUUGGAGUUCGCGACAACUUCACCAGCAACACAUAUGACUCACAGUGCAGGGGACCGUUACUUUUGCUGUGGGAGCUUAUUUAUGCAGAUGCACUUUGUUUUGCUCCUUUCAUUUAUCAUUGGACUAGGUACCAAGGGGUACAAUACCGCCCUUGUACAAGGAAGGACAGUCAAAGCUCAAUGUGUAUUGUCUUGUGAACAGGCUCCCAAAAGAUGGAGCCAAUAAACGAGAUAAUUUAUGGGUCCAUGCAGGGGGUUCCAGUUGAAGGGCCUUCUGUUCCUUAAUAAAUGAUUAUAGGGAACUUGCUUCUUACGAUGACAAAUAAUUAAGGGGUACAUUUCUCUUUGAUCCUU
Diospyros lotus (date-plum) is the source of this 2535-nucleotide messenger RNA. Its product is annotated as L-aspartate oxidase 2-a, chloroplastic. The coding region runs from base 279 to 2219 and encodes 646 amino acids. NCBI's taxonomy places the organism in Eukaryota, Viridiplantae, Streptophyta, Magnoliopsida, Ericales, Ebenaceae. Gene Ontology annotation, biological process: NAD+ biosynthetic process. The record is from RefSeq and is a predicted model, not a curated record. Gene Ontology annotation, molecular function: L-aspartate oxidase activity. The transcript has 9 exons.